Molecule: messenger RNA, 663 nt
Organism: Fusarium musae
Lineage: Eukaryota; Fungi; Ascomycota; Sordariomycetes; Hypocreales; Nectriaceae
Exons: 2
Coding region: 1-663 (220 amino acids)
Source: RefSeq, a predicted model, not a curated record
AUGGUGGCUCACUGCAAGAACGAUGAGAAGUCCCACUAUGUUUGUCCAUCAUGCCGUAAAUGUCUGCAUUGUGAGGAUUGCCCAGGCCCCUCCAAGAAGGGCAGUCUGAUUCACAUGGAUGGCGAAAAGUCAAUUGCGCUUAUAGAAGACAUCCUCAAGGUGUGGCAUAAACGGGGGCACUGCUUCAAUUGUGAUGUGGGUAAGAAAUGGGGUGAUCCCUCACAAUAUAUCGACUGUAAGCUCGUUGAACAGCAGUCGUUACCUAUACAUCUUGAGGUACCCGUCAAGAUAAUUGAGAAGGGCCUGCUAAAGGCGCAUGGCAUUGCGGCGCCCGCUGUCUCAACGGCUUUUAAAUAUGAGCUUCGUGCCUAUGAACCGAGAAACAAAAAGCAUGGGGUUCUUGUGUGGGAGAGAAACCAUUUCGAACAGACGGAGCAGGAUAUGCGAGACCAUUGGGGUGGUAACCGGAAACUUAUGCUUUUGAGCCUUGCUUUCGAUCUGCGCGAUGUUUGGUCAGAUGAGAAUGUUCGAAAACAGAUAUACGAGCGAGCAGAGCGUGAAAGAGAAAGUGUCUUUCAGAGAAUAGAGGACAAUGAAGCUGAAGAGGUGGACGUAGAAGAUGGAGAUGAUGAAGAUGAGUUGCCAGAUAUGUACAUAGUUUGA